This is a messenger RNA of Purpureocillium takamizusanense, 1510 nucleotides long. RefSeq names its product CWF complex protein sap62 (gene sap62). Lineage: Eukaryota; Fungi; Ascomycota; Sordariomycetes; Hypocreales; Ophiocordycipitaceae. Bases 332 to 1075 code for a protein of 247 amino acids. The record is from RefSeq and is a predicted model, not a curated record. Gene Ontology annotation, biological process: spliceosomal complex assembly. Gene Ontology annotation, cellular component: U2 snRNP; U2-type prespliceosome; nucleus. The transcript has 3 exons. Gene Ontology annotation, molecular function: nucleic acid binding; zinc ion binding.
CCUUACGCGACGCCGACCGACGUCCCUGUCCCCAGUUACUGCACACUUCACGCUCCUCCGCCAACCUCAAACGACCGCCUUCUCUGUCCGUACUCCCCACGUACCGCGUGCCAGAUCGACCGCUCGCCUACCAAACAAACGAUCAAGCGGCUUUUCUCCAUCAGUCAGGUUCUCUCUCCGCCGCCAGUCCGGCGUUCGUCCCACGCAGCGCCACCCAGCGCUCUCGCUCGCUCGCCCCCUUUCCUCCAGGGAUCACGAACUCCGGGCGAGCAAGAAACACCACAUCAGCAGAGUAGCAGUGGUAGCCGCAGUAGCAGACGCAGUAGUACUCAUGGACUACCAGAACCGCGCCGGCUCCAAGUUUGGCGGCGGCGGCGUCGCGUCGCACUCGGCCACAAACGCCGACCGGCGCGAGCGCCUGCGCAAGCUCGCCCUCGAGACCAUCGACCUCGACAAGGACCCCUACUUCUUCAAGAACCACGUCGGCUCCUUCGAGUGCCGCCUCUGCCUGACGGUCCACCAGAACGACGGCUCCUACCUCGCCCACACGCAGGGCAAGAAGCACCAGACCAACCUCGCCCGCCGCGCCGCCCGCGAGCAAAAGGAGGGCCGCGGCGCCGGCGCCGGCCAGUCCGGCGUCGACCCGGCCACGGGCCUGCCCCUGGGCGUCGCCGCGGGGCUCGCCGCCGCCGCCGGGCGCCGCAACGUGGUCAAGAUUGGCCGCCCCGGCUACAAGAUCACAAAGGUCCGCGACCCCCUCUCCCUCCAGCAGGGCCUGCUCUUCCAGCUGCAGUACCCGGACGCGCCCCCCGACGCCGCCCCCAAGUGGCAGGUCAUGAACGCCUUCACCCAGCGCGCCGAGGAGCCCGACAAGAACUUCCAGUACCUCGUCGUCGCCGCCGACCCCUACGAGACGGUCGGCUUCAAGAUCCCCUCGCGCGAGCUCGACAAGCGCGAGGACCGCCAGUUCUCCUUCUGGGACCCCGACGCCAAGGAGUUCUGGAUUCAGGUCAUGUUCAUGACGGAGCGCGAGGAGCGCUUCAACGCCGCGCCGGGCUUGUCGGGAAGGAAGUGACGUUUGACGCCCCGAGGUGGCGCUUGAGGAGGACGACUUGCCCCAAUAUCGGCGUCCAAGUGGGUGGUAGCCGUAUCGCUUGUUCUUGUACCUUUGCCAAGGUAUGAUGAACAAGAAUUCAUGAUAACGGUCAGACUGGUGUCCACCCACGCUGUUUGCCAGGGCCGGUCCAGUAAAGAAGUUCAAUACGUUGGGCCAGGCGUUUGGAGUCUGUUGAUUUACAUCAUCACCUGCUGGUCUUGCCAGACACUGGAAGGGAGGCGUUGCGGAAGUCGAGUCGGCUUGAUGAUGCUGGUGGAACGUAACGAGGCUUUUCCACGGCGACUUUGUCAUGUCAGGGCACGGCAUAAUGAUUCUGGCUGCACCUGGCAGCCCCUAGCUAGCUACAUGACACACCCCAUCACGGGUUCUAGGCCGAGCAUCUACAUUGGCCCG